Polyodon spathula (Mississippi paddlefish) is the source of this 1985-nucleotide messenger RNA. RefSeq names its product protein cereblon-like. The record is from RefSeq and is a predicted model, not a curated record. Bases 1 to 669 code for a protein of 222 amino acids. Gene Ontology annotation, cellular component: Cul4A-RING E3 ubiquitin ligase complex. Gene Ontology annotation, biological process: protein ubiquitination. NCBI's taxonomy places the organism in Eukaryota, Metazoa, Chordata, Actinopteri, Acipenseriformes, Polyodontidae. The transcript is spliced from 6 exons.
AUGGCUGAAGAAGAGGGAGGAGGAGAUCAGAAUAUCAACAAUAACAUGGGGAAUCAAUUGCAGCUUUUACCGGAAUCUGAAGAUACAGCGAUGGCCAGCUAUUCACCCACCACAAGCCUGGUACAAAUUCGACUGGCUAAAGUCCAGAUCCAGAAAGGAAUCGUGCCUUCCACCUUGUCUUCAGUCCAGCUGAGUUCACAGUCCAGACUUCAGAUGCACACAUCCACUCAACCCCCAUCCAAGCACCGCAGGCAGGGCCAGGGGUGGUGGCAAAAAUAUCAGAAGUGUUCAUCUCUUUGUUGUAAGCACUGUCAAGAUACAGAAAUGACAACCAAAAAUGAAAUCUUUAGCUUGUCUUUGUAUGGACCCAUGGCUGCGUUUGUGAAUCCCCAUGGGUACGUCCGUGAGACCCUGACUGUGUACAAGGCCAACAGUCUCAACCUGAUGGGUCGCCCAUCAACGCAGCACAGCUGGUUUCCAGGAUACGCUUGGACCAUUGCCCAGCGCCGAACCUGUGGCUCACACCUGGGCUGGAAGUUCACAGCUACUAACAAGGACUUGACUCCUCACAAGUUCUGGGGAGUAGCACGCACUGCUCUGCUGCCAACAAUCCCCAAGACAGACGAGGAGGAGGAGGGACAGGAGGCCUCGAGGCUUUUGCGCCUGUAACUAGGUGCUGCGUGAAUAGAGAAAAACUAAAACGAACAAACGUUCAGCAAACUCAGUGCAUGUCUUAGCCUGAAUCUGCUGGGGGCAGUGCAACUUCUGAAAAAUAAUAUCCAGCUUUCCACUCAACCUGCAGUUAAGUUUUACAGUUGUCAGAUUUGAGCCAUAUGGCCUUUACUACUGGUUAUGUGCGUCUUGAAAUGUGCCAAGUUCUUCUGUGCAGGAAGUUGCAGAAUGUUUAGUCUUCGGAAGUGCAUCUUCCUCAGCAAGCUGUGUUACUGUCAUAUCCCAGCCAGGUCAUGCCACCUGUGCUGUAUCAUUUCGUAUUAUUGAAAGCUUUAAGUAAUGCUGUAAAGAAGCGGGACUUUAUAGAAAUGGUGUUGGCUGUAUUUUUUUUCAUAUGCCUUUUAUUUCGUUAUUCUCUUGGUCAUUCUAUUUUUUGUGUUGAAUCAAUUUUUUUUUUUGUCUCAGUUUCUCAUUUCCUUGAGAUAAUGCAACAGAUUCAAGCAGGUAGUUCAAUAAGAACUUGGUAUUGUUAGUCACCUAGAGAAAGAGACCCCAUUCGCUAGCCGUAUCUACAGCCUGUGACCUUUGUCUGGUUGUGUUCUCCUUGUGAAAGGACAAGUAACCCGACACUCUGAUCUGUAACUAGUUAUUGAGUUACUGUGGGUGUUCGCUUUCAAGGUUGGCAGGCAGUGCCAAAGGGCAUAUUGUGUUGGGAUUCAAAUAAAAGAUGAUAAAAUUUAAAAGCAUUUGUACGUCUAACAUAUCUUUUAGGCACAGCUUUCAUUCAAGAAUACAUGAGAAAAUGCUGUUCAGACCAGGAGGCUGUUUUCUGAUAAAACAUUGCAGUAAUAAUAAUAAUAAUAAUAAUAAUAUCACAUUUCAAUAAUAACAAUAUGCUGAUAAUGACGUUGUAAAUGGAAAUAGUUGUUCAUGUUUUGUAAUGUUUAGGUUGAUACUGCCUGAGGGAUUAAUUUAUUUUUUUGAUUCAAGGUUUGUGAUUUAUGACUGAUUGAUGUAGGAGCAAACACAGCACAUAAAGGUGUUUACUACAUGCAUAUGGAUUCCUUUAAUGAGGUAUGACACAGCCCCGGUUUUUGUGAUGGAACCACAUAACAGUCUCGCGUUUUGAUUGGUCCAUGUCUGUCACAUGAAUAUGUCGUCACAUGAGUAGAAAAGCUUGCAGGCAUUUUUAACAUUGCGAUCAGAGAAAGAGCAAGAGAUCUGCUUUAAAAUAUAACGUGGCAUUUUGCUAUACUAACAUAACAAACUAUGGGUUAUUACUUUAUAUGAAUUAUCAUGUUAUGCACGAAUGU